GGCAGCAAGAUGUUGGCCUUUGCGGCCAGGACCAUGCCCAGGCAGGCGGCUGUCUCUUGCUAGGUUCUACUCGCCCGCUCAGUAGCACAGUUAGGCUUAGAGAUCCAGCCCAAGGCAGACAGACAGACAGGGCUCAGGACCUCAGUCCUGCCAUGGAGGACAGGCAGCAGGGAGAGAAGGUGAAGCCCCUCAGCUUCCUCAAGCCCACCUCCCUGACGAAGGUUUCCGGCCGCUUCAAGGCGCACCAGGAUGCGCUGCCGCGGCUGCCCGUGCCCUCCCUGCAGCACUCACUGGACCACUACCUCAGCGCGCUGCAGCCCAUCGUGAGCACGGAGGAGUGGGCGCAGACCAAGCAGCUGGUGGAUGAGUUCCGGGCCCCAGGCGGUGUUGGGGACCGCCUACAGAAGGGGCUGGAGCGCCGCGCCAAGAAAACAGAGAACUGGCUCUCCGAGUGGUGGCUCAAGACGGCAUACCUCCAGUACCGCCAGCCUGUGGUCAUCUACUCCAGCCCCGGCCUGGUGUUGCCCAAGCAGGACUUUGUGGAUCUGCAGGGUCAGCUGCGGUUUGCGGCCAAACUCAUUGAGGGUGUGUUGGAUUUCAAGGCCAUGAUUGACAAUGAGACCCUGCCCGUGGAGUACCUGGGGGGCAAGCCGCUGUGCAUGAACCAGUACUACCAGAUCCUGUCCUCCUGCCGUGUGCCAGGCCCCAAACAGGACUCAGUCGUCAACUUCAGCAAGACCAAGAAGCCGCCCAUGCACAUCACCGUGGUCCACAACUACCAGUUUUUUGAAGUGGACGUGUACAACAGCGAUGGGACGCCCCUGACCGCGGACCAGCUCUUUACACAGCUGGAGAAGGUGUGGAACUCGUCGCUGCAGACCAACAAGGAGCCCGUGGGCACCCUCACCUCCAACCACCGCAACUCCUGGGCCAAGGCCUACAACACGCUCAUCAAAGACAAGGUGAACCGGGAGUCGGUGCGCUCCAUCCAGAAGAGCAUCUUCACCGUGUGCCUGGACGCGCCCAUGCCACGGGUCUCGGAGGACAUGUACCGCAGCCACGUGGCUGGGCAGAUGCUGCACGGCGGGGGCGGCACGCUCAACAGCGGCAACCGCUGGUUUGACAAGACGCUGCAGUUUAUCGUGGCAGAAGACGGCUCCUGUGGGCUCGUGUACGAGCACGCGGCGGCAGAGGGCCCCCCCAUCGUGGCGCUCUUGGACCACGUCAUCGAGUUCACGAAGAAGCCCGAGCUGGCACGGUCACCCAUGGUCCCCCUGCCCAUGCCCAAGAAGCUGCGCUUCAACAUCACCCCAGAGAUCAAGAACGACAUUGAGAAGGCCAAGCAGAACCUGGGCAUCAUGAUCCAGGACCUGGACAUCACGAUGGUGGUGUUCCACCACUUUGGAAAAGACUUCCCCAAGUCUGAGAAGAUGAGCCCGGACGCCUUCAUCCAGAUGGCCCUGCAGCUGGCCUACUACAGGAUCUACGGGCAGGCAUGCGCCACCUAUGAAAGUGCCUCCCUGCGCAUGUUCCACCUGGGCCGCACUGACACCAUCCGCUCGGCUUCCAUGGACUCGCUGGCCUUUGUCAAGGCCAUGGAUGACGCCAGCGUGGUGGAUCACCAGAAGGCAGAGCUGCUUCGGAAGGCCGUGCAGGCCCAUCGAACCUACACCGACCUGGCCAUCCGAGGGGAGGCGUUCGACCGGCAUCUGCUGGGCCUGAAGCUGCAGGCCAUUGAGGACCUGGUGAGCAUGCCCGACAUCUUCAUGGACACCUCCUAUGCCAUCGCCAUGCACUUCAACCUCUCCACCAGCCAGGUCCCUGCCAAGACAGACUGCGUCAUGUGCUUUGGGCCCGUGGUGCCAGACGGCUACGGCGUCUGCUACAACCCCAUGGAGGCCCACAUCAACUUCUCCGUGUCAGCCUACAACAGCUGUGCCGAGACCAAUGCCGCGCGCCUGGCCCACUACCUGGAGAAGGCCCUCCUGGACAUGCGUGCCAUCAUGCAGAGCCACCCCCGGGCCAAGCUCUGAGCCCGUGGGCUCGGGCUGCCGGAGCCACAGCCAGGACCUGAUCUUCUGUGCUGAGGGGGGCCUCCCUUCUCCCCGCUGGCUCCCCCAGAUCUGACUGAGCCGAAGGGAUAGGACAGCCCCUCGUGGGACCUGUUAGCCCAACCCAAGUGCCUUCCAUGGGUCAUCUCAAUGCCUGCUCUGACCCUCGAGUGUGGGGUGGGCUUGGAGGCUGGGCAGGUGGUAGAGUCCAGGCCCCUUCCAGAGGGCCAGCGUGUGAGCCUGGGUCAUAGUCCCUGCCCUCACCAGCUCCACUCCGGCCAGGCCCUGCCCUCUCUCCUCUCCGGAGGCAGCUGUUAUCUGAUCUCCACUCUGUCCAGAGCCUGGAGACAGGUCACUUCCCAGAGCUCAGGGGGUCUAGGCCACUGGGGCCUCUCUGUGAGCAACACCUGAGAGACCCCGGGUUGGGCACCGCCCAGUACAGGUGAGGACGGAGCCUCCCUCCGCCCUGUGUCAGGGUGCUUGCUGUUCUCCGAGGGCGACCAUGGGCUCUGGUUCCUAACGGGACUCAGCAGCCUAGCCCUCUCACUUCCACCAAGCUAGAGCCCUGGCCGUGCUCACGGCCGCUGUAUGUUGUCACCAGAGGAGGUACUCAAUAAAGGGACACUAUUGGUAAAGAGAUGCUGCAGCGGAGCGGGCAGGUUGGGUGGGAUGGACACCUGGCUGGUCUGGAGCCAGUGCCAAGCAGCCAGCGGGAACCCGAGGGCUCAGAGGAAGGAGGUCAGGUCAGGAUCCAAGGUCCAGCUCCAGCCAAGUGCCAGGCACAGCCCUGCCCUCUCCCCAAACAACUGCUGGCAUGGACCUCCCAGAGCCCUAUAGGUGGGGACACCUCUGCAGGGUGCUCCAGCCAGUGGUGGACUGGGCAACCAGCCUGGGCUGACAUCCAGGGCCUCCCUCAUAACCUCUCGCAGCUCCCUGGCGAUGACAAUGGAAAAUGGAGGUAGAGCGGGCAGGUGUUCUGCCUCCGGCCCUGGCUGCCCUCUCACCUGACACCUGCCCCAGAACACUCCACCCUCCACCCCCACGUACCUGCCGAGAUUAUUGUGAGACAGCCCCGAGGGAGAGGGUGGACCUGUUUUUCAGAUAAGGAAACCAAGGUUCAGCGGUGAAAGUCACCUGGCCACUAGGUGGCAGAGUGGAGAUCCCCUGAAGUCAGGCUAGCCCAUCCAGCCCAGGGUCCUGGUGGCUCCUAGGGCUAAGCCCCCAGUCCCACUCUGCACCCCACGCCCCCACCCAACCCCCACACACACCCUGGGCAGACAGAGAUGGGGAGGCAAUGGUGGAAAAUGUGCACGGUGCUCAGUGCUCAUGACCUGGUGCCUGUGCGGCCUGGGCCAGGUGACUGCAGCCCUGAAUCUCCUAGUGCGUCUGUCCCCAGCUACAUUCAGGGGUGUCUAAAGGGGCCCUGCCUCCACAGGUGAAGCCUGGAGAGGGCAUGCCACUUACUCUGGACCCUUGGGGAGGGAGGGAGGGAGGGUUCCUCUGAGGCCAGAGACCUGGAGGAGGCCAGACCCAGAAGGCCCCACUAUGGCUUUGCUCUUGGGCUCUGGCAAGUGUGGCCCUUCCGAGGGUGACCGGGAGUCUUGGGAAGCUUAGCCCACCCAGCUGGAUGUAGUGGCUUCUACGUGGACAGCCCAACCUAGGGCAGCAGAAAGAGGGUGACCCAGGGAAAGGGCACAGCCAGGCCAACCUGAACCAGACAGGUGUGCGCCCCCUGCCCCCAAUCACCCUUCAGCAGCAAGGGUCUCCCUUCACCUCAGCUCCUGCAGCUCUCACCAUCCGGAGCGGCACCCACAAUUCUUUGGGGCAUCAAGCACUGUUUGGGGAAGACACCUUAGCUAAAACCAUCCCAAUCCCUGUUGAAAGGAAUGCAGAAGAGGAUGGAGAAAUGAUCAAGGUGUAGCCGGUUGUCCCAAGGGUGGGACCCGUGACCUCACGUUUCGAGUGCUGGGUUUGGGAACUAAAGAUCUUCAAAGGUCCCUGGGGAAGCAGGGAGGUAGUGCUGGGGGCAGCCCGCGUGAAGCUCAAGGCAUUUCCAGAUCCCAAAGCACUUUGGCUGUGGGAAGACAGUGGAUCCAUAAAGUCAUUAGGUAAAUAGUUCAAAUAAAUUGAAUUAUUUACACCUGAGUUAGCUUUUCAAUUUCCCUAGUGGCCAAAGAUUCAAGGGAAGACCUUCAACAAAUUUGUUUGUGUAUGCCAAACGUGAGUGCAAAAAACUGAAGUACAUUUUAUAUUACCAUUUGAAAUGCAACAAGGGAAGACACGUGGCGUUCAUGUAAAUCCUCUAAACAUUUAGAGAGCCGAGUUGACACAGCCUUGAUUUUGGGUCUGUGCCCCCAGAAAAUGUGCCAGCGUGGGAAACCUGGCACCUGGAAGAGAGUGUAUGUGACAAACUCCCACCAUUCGUAUGCUAAGGAGUCUGGGAAGUCAGGGCUCCCAUGGAAGGAACCUUCAUGUUUGUGGGUGGGAGAUGCGUCCUCCUCACCAUUUCCUGUGUAAGUCAUUCCCUCCAACGCCCCUCAUCACGCCAAGUUCAAGGUACAGUUUGCAAACCCUCGGUCACUCCCUAUACUCUUUAAUGAAACCUAUGGGGCCUUGAUUUUUAUUGAUGAAAAUUGGCAAGAGCCGUCAGCAACAAGAUGAAGUAAUAUAUAAUAUACUUUAUGAAGUUCACUGUAAAUACAAUUUAAAAUGUUAAACAAUAAAAUACCCCCCCCCAAAUUAAACUAAAUUAAAAAAAUAAAAACCCUCCCAUUCUAUCCUGAAAUUCCUCUUACUUCACAAGGCACAUGCACACACAUUUUAUUUUCUUCUAAGUGACUAUAUUAUACUGUUAUGACAACUGGUUUCACGCUACGUAUAUGUUUAUUUUAUGUUGAUUCUUCACUCUUUGAAUUAUUUACAGCUGAGUUAGCUUUUCAAUUACAAUUAUAUUUUAAGGUUUACAGUAUUUUUAUCCCUUUAUGUGAAACUUAAAAAAAACACUAUUAUUCUCAAGUUUGUGUUCUUCAAUGGGAAAAAAGAAUCUUGUUUGAAAUAAGCUAUUAUGUAUAAUUCAUUGCAGUCUCAAAUAUGGCUUGCGUGUUCCCAGUUGAAAGGGGUCUUUUUUCAUAACUCAGUGUCUUUUAUUUUCUUCCCCACAGAAAUUAAAAUGAUCAACAUAG
Molecule: messenger RNA, 5233 nt
Organism: Echinops telfairi (small Madagascar hedgehog)
Lineage: Eukaryota; Metazoa; Chordata; Mammalia; Afrosoricida; Tenrecidae
Gene: CRAT
Product: carnitine O-acetyltransferase
Exons: 15
Coding region: 153-2033 (626 amino acids)
Biological process (GO): carnitine metabolic process, CoA-linked
Cellular component (GO): peroxisome
Molecular function (GO): carnitine O-acetyltransferase activity
Source: RefSeq, a predicted model, not a curated record